This is a messenger RNA of Toxorhynchites rutilus septentrionalis, 2750 nucleotides long. Its product is annotated as delta(9)-fatty-acid desaturase fat-7-like. Gene Ontology annotation, molecular function: stearoyl-CoA 9-desaturase activity; iron ion binding. The transcript is spliced from 7 exons. The record is from RefSeq and is a predicted model, not a curated record. The coding region runs from base 484 to 2046 and encodes 520 amino acids. Gene Ontology annotation, biological process: unsaturated fatty acid biosynthetic process. Gene Ontology annotation, cellular component: endoplasmic reticulum membrane. NCBI's taxonomy places the organism in Eukaryota, Metazoa, Arthropoda, Insecta, Diptera, Culicidae.
CCGAUCCUGAGCACUGCACUGAAACCGGCUGCGGUUAGACCACGAAAGAAGGUGGUGUCAAACAAAAUUUGGCAGCGCAUAACAGCAAAUUUUGGUUUGGUUGUUGCUAGUUUUCAGUGACCGAUCGCAACUCCGCUCACGAGUCAAUCGAACCGAAUCGGAGCCAAAGUUCGUCGCUUAUGCUGCCUGUGCUGUCUUUCUUCAACCCUUACAUUGGUCCAGCGGCCUGAGUUUGAUCCUCAGUAGCAGUUCAACUGCUAGGCGGUACGGAAGUGUUUCAGCGGUGAAGUCCUGGAAAAAUACGGCGAGUUUUCGUUACGAGACAAAGAGGCGCAGCGAGAUUCAGUGAGAUUGCGUGCGGUGUUGAAGAAAAGGAUCAUACAAACUUAUUCAUUUUUUCGGCGGAAUAUGUUCAUUUGCAACAUCAAUACGUGAGAACCAUAUGUGAAGAAAAACAAGUGAAGUCACUGAAUUUUACAAACAAUGGGAGCGGAUUCUUUGGCAAAUACGAUAACGUGCACCAAAACAACAGAGCUAAUCGAUGCAAUGAUGAUGGAAAAACCCACCGUUCCUUCUGUAUCCGAGCUGCACCAAGAAAUAGUCAGCUUGGAUUCCACCUUAAGUGCGCGACAGUUCCAGAAAGUUCUCUCCAGCUGUAAUGAUCUGGCCCACAAUGACGAGGAGGUGGACAAAAAACUGAAGGUAAUCGGAUCGCACACACCAAUUCUACCCUCCGAUAUUGGCACAGAUUUCAACUUCAAACGGGAGAUCGUAUGGAAGAAUGUGGUUGGUUUUGCGCUGCUGCACAUCUGUGGCUGGGUCGGUCUUCAUCUAGCAUUCUGGCUAUACUGCGAUUGGCGAACAACAGUCUACACUGCCUGGUUGAUGUACAUGUCCGGUCAGGGGGUUACGAUGGGAGCCCAUCGGCUGUGGGCCCACAAAGCAUUUAAGGCGAAACUGUGGCUGAGAUUACUGCUGCUUUGGCUUCAUACGUUAGCGGGUCAAAAUUGUUUGUAUGUGUGGGUACGUGACCACCGGCAGCAUCACAAGUACUCGGACACCGAUGCGGAUCCACACAACGCUAACCGGGGAUUCUUCUUCUCCCAUGUGGGAUGGCUGCUAUCCCGCAAACAUCCAAAGGUCAUAGAAUACGGCAAAAAGAUCGAUAUGUCCGACCUGGAAGACGAUCCGUGGAUCAUGUUUCAGAAGGAUCACUACAAGCUGCUGUACACCAUCUUCGCACUGUUUGGGCCAACCUCGAUCCCGGUGAUUUUCUGGGGUGAGAACAUGUGGUACGCCCUGUUCGUCGCGUUCUUUUUUCGUACUGUAAUAACACUGAACGGUACCUGGUCAGUUAACAGCGCCGCUCAUAUGUUCGGCACUCGUCCAUACGACAAAACGAUCUGGCCCGUGGAGAACAUGUUCGUGUCGUUCGUAGCGGUUGGCGAAGGUUGGCACAAUUAUCAUCAUGCAUUUCCGUGGGAUUACCGUGCCUCGGAGUAUGGCACACCGCUAAACCUCACCGGAACGUUGAUAGAUCUUCUCGCUAAAUAUGGUGCUAUCUGGGAUCGAAGAACAGCGUCCUCCAAUAUGGUUAAAAAUCGUGUCCUUCGCACGGGCGACAAGUCUCACCACACCUAUGGCACGGAGGAGGGCCGAAGUGCCUUCACGACACUGUGGGGAAUAUGGAGACAUCCGUCUAAUCCAACGUUCAACUCGAUUUUCACCCCUAAACCGAAAAUCAUCAAGAGCGACGGAUAUGCGCUGGUCGAGGAUGAGCUCAAGAAGUCGGAAAUGGACGACGAAAUCUUGCAGCGAGAAGCGGAGGAAUUACUUCGGCACCAGCAGGAGGAAGAGUCGCAGUGGGUGGAAGCCAACAAAAUCUACAGUAAACUAUCCCAGUACAUCAAGGAACAGCCGAAGGAACAGUCCGAUCUGCUCCUGUUGGCCAAUAACAAUUUAGAAGCAACUGGUAAGAGUAAGCUGAAUGUGAAGGAAGACGGAGGUGUGAUAAAACGGAAGAAUACACUGCUACAUCGUAGCUAGUGUGUAGAAUAGGAGUGUUAAUGUACAAUCAGAUCCACCAUAGUUGCAUCGUAGAGUCAUAGUUCAGCAGAUCACAUGGAAUUUACUCGACUACAUUAGAUACUAAUGUUAUUUCUAGUUGCAACAAAACUGACAAUUGCGAUAUGAAAUCAUGCAAGUACUAACACUUUACUAGAGUCAUUUGUAAUGUUGGGUACUUCACUUCAGGCUGAGGAGGUCAAAGUAGAAAGAGAAUUCAUUGCUCAAGGACUAUUGUAAAUCAUUUUUAUAUCGACGUGAUCUUUUUUGUAUUGUUUAAUUUGUAGAAAACUAAUUCAUAAGUAUAAUGUUAACAGAACGUAAUUAUAGAGGUUAUUUUAUAAGUGGUUACAAUAACUGAUUUUUUUUUUGUUUUUUCGGAGUUAGCAAGGAAAGUUACCUCUGCUAAAUAAGUAAUUAUUUUACAAGUUAGAGUAACGUUAAAUAUCGGAAAUAGAUAGCUAAAUUAUAAGCUAACAAUAAAGAUAUUUGUUUUUUAAAUACAAAUUACCAUGUUUUUUUAUACCAUUUGUUUAUUUAUUUAGGCUCAUUAGCAUUUUAAUAGUGUACAUUAGGGUGGGAAUGGGUGUAUGGAAAAAAAUUCAUCAUCGAAUUUCAAAAACCGAUCAUGUACAUUUUGUUUAUUGGCUCAAAAAAAUGACCUGUGGAAAGUUUAAGCUCAAUCG